AGCACACCGUACACAACAUCAGUUGUUUUCAAAUUUGAAUCAAUUGCAUCAAAUUUAAUGCUUCCGUUUCGCUAAAUUUAUACGCAGUUGUGGUAAGUUGCCAUUGCAUCAGAUAGCGAAAAGUAUUUAAUGUAGCAGAACCUUGGGAGGAAGAAACAGCAAAUAAAAAAGAAACGCAACACACGAAGAAAAUGUUUCGUCUAAGGAAGGGAACUUCACACUUCAUUCUGCAGCUUAUAUUUGUCUCUCUGGGCAGUGUGGCAUUCGCAAAUGAUUCAACGAUGAAUAUACUCGAGAAAGAGAAAGCGGUUCUGGACCAAUUACUGACGGACAAGAGAUACGAUGCUAGAAUCCGACCAUCUGGUGCUAAUGGAACCGAUGGCCCCGUGGUGGUUCGUGUCAACUUUUUUGUGAGAAACAUGCCAUAUGUUGACGACUUGAAGCAGGAGUAUAGUGUGCAGCUGACAUUUCGAUAUAUGUGGCUUGAUGAACGACUGCAAUUUGAUGACAUGGGAGGUAAAUUGAAGUAUCUACACGUGGAUGCGGCGAGACGUAUCUGGAUGCCAGAUUUAUUCUUUUCAAACGAAAAACAAGGCAAUUUCCACAACAUGCUUGCGCCAAACUUUUACGUUCGAAUCUUCCCCAGCGGCAGUGUAUUGUACUCGACUCGCAUAUCGUUGACACUGGACUGUCCCAUGAACCUGCAACCAUAUCCAUUUGAUCGACACGAAUGUCCACUUCAAAUCGCUUCUUACGGAUACCUUACCAAUGAUGUGAUUGUACAAUGGAAAGAGGUAUUACCGAUUCAAGUUAUCAACAAGCUAUCGUUAGAGUUUCAGGGGUUCACGUUGACUGGUUAUUCGCCGGAAUACUGCUCGACUAAAUCAAUAGCACCCGAAUACUCUUGCUUAAAAGCAAUGUUCUCCUUUAAACGUGACUUGAUGCCAUCUCUAACUCGAAUCUACAUUCCAAACUGUGUACUGGUUCUUGCUUCAUUUGUUUCGUUCUGGUUGGAUCCAAGUAGAGGCGCUUCUCGCGCAUUUCUGGUUUCAACUACACUACUCGCAAUGGUCUUUCAAGUUUCGUACAGAACUGCUGCACUGCCAACAGGCUCUUAUAUCAAAGCAGUUGAUAUUUGGUUGAGUGUUUGUUUGGCAUUCAUAUUUGGAACGUUGCUUCAGUUCGCUACACUGAAUUACACUUCACGUAACGAGGACAAAAAUAAGUGCGAGCAGGCCGAAGGAGUUUCCCUAUUGAGUGGUGACGAAAGCAAAGAGUCGACUAGAAGUCCUUCUCACUACAAACACUAUCUCACCUGCCUGUCGAAGGCGUCCAAAUCGAAGAAAAUCGACAUUGUAGCGAGAAUCAUGUUCCCAACCUCAUUUGCAGUGUUCAAUUUGGCCUAUUGGAUUGCAUACCUUCACAAGGAAUGAUUCAUAAUUUUUGGAUUUGGACUGGUUUUUAACCGCUGUUGCCCUCGGUCGAGCAUAAUUGUGGGAAAAAAUGUAAAAUUAAACUAAUCCAUAA
Molecule: messenger RNA, 1527 nt
Organism: Bradysia coprophila
Lineage: Eukaryota; Metazoa; Arthropoda; Insecta; Diptera; Sciaridae
Product: glutamate-gated chloride channel-like
Biological process (GO): monoatomic ion transmembrane transport
Cellular component (GO): membrane
Molecular function (GO): extracellular ligand-gated monoatomic ion channel activity; transmembrane signaling receptor activity
Source: RefSeq, a predicted model, not a curated record